Molecule: messenger RNA, 2384 nt
Organism: Labeo rohita (rohu)
Lineage: Eukaryota; Metazoa; Chordata; Actinopteri; Cypriniformes; Cyprinidae
Gene: tcaim
Product: T cell activation inhibitor, mitochondrial
Exons: 11
Coding region: 97-1569 (490 amino acids)
Cellular component (GO): mitochondrion
Source: RefSeq, a predicted model, not a curated record
CUUGCUUGGAUGAUUAGGCCUGAGUAGUAUGGGAGUUGAGGUUGAGUUUUAACCACAGCGAACAUGUAAGAUUACAAUAUCACAGGAACAAACGUGAUGUAUGAGACCACCUUCCUGCGAUAUGUUAGGCUUGGUGGUAGAUGCGUUUCUGCUCAUAUUAUUCAGAGGAGGAAUCUCUCAGGAGCCGAUGCCAUUAAUGCCCUGCGGCCUUUUUACUUUGCAGUGCACCCUGAUUUCUUUGGCCAGCAUCCAAGAGAGAGAGAAGUAAAUGAAAACUCCCUCAAAAGGCUAAAUGGUUAUCUGGAAAAUCUUCAGAAACCUGGGGUGAGAUCCCCCAAACCUGCAAACCUCACUUUUUAUGUCAGGGACACAAAAGAAAAAGCAGACUCCAAUGGUAGUCUGCCAGCUUCAGGAUUCCGUUCGGUGACUUUCACCUUGCAGUCUAAGGAUGUUCUGAGCACGGUGUUGGAUGUUCUGAGGUCGUGUAGCCUCUCAGUUGAACAUAUGCAUGUGCUCAAGGCUGAGACCGGGAAGAACUCAACGCAACAGCCUGGAACAGCUUUUUAUCGGCCCAUCAAAUGGGACAAGACUUACUACACUUUCACAGGAUUCAGGGACCCAGAGCAGGAGUUAGAACAAGCCAGAAGAGUGGAGCCCACACUCAGUUUAUGGUUGAGAAAUAAUGAGCCGGAGGCCACAAAGAAACAGAAUGCCAGUCUUCCACGCCGUGAGGAGCUGAAAAGGCUGAAAAGAGAGCUGAUUCAGAAACUUGGUUUGUUGGAUAUCAGGUGGCAGCGCAAAUGGGGAGUUGCACACAAAUGCUGUCAGCUGCAGAGUCUGGGUCGUCUCUCCACACAAAGCCCUGAGGCUCUGCACAUUCUGAGAGGACACAUAAUAGUUUUUACUGACCAGUCAGGGAUGAAUGCUUCAGGACAUGUUAUGUUAGGAACAAUGGAUGUUCAUCAUCAAUGGACAAAGCUCUUUGAAAGAUUGCCAAGUUACCGAAGCUUGUUCCAGCAUUCAGACUGGCUGAAGGAGCGCAUCAGUCACCUGUUGGGAGGGAUUCAGGUGAUCCACAUCGAGCGGAUGGGUCCAGCUCUUCCUCUGGAGGAACACUACAGUGCUCUCAACACUUUCCACAAGAGACUGUUACCUCAGCGCCUCUCCCUGCACCCCCGCAGCAUGCAAGGCCUUACAAUGACCUUGGAAAAUGACCGCUCCACCCCCUGCCUGCAUGAGAUGGGCCACUUCAUCAUCCCUACUAUGUGUGACACCCUCCAGCUGCAGAACUUCCUCCAGAGCCAGGCCCAGGAGGCCCGGAGACGCAUGCAACGCAAAGACAAAUUGGAGGCGGAGGAAGAAGACAUCAUUUCGAGUUGUCUGCAGGAUUUGUCUCUACGCAGUCUGUCCAAAGAGCCCAGUGUGUCGAGCAGUCAGAUGAUCCCCUGCUGCAGGCGUCUGAUGGAGGAAAGAUCCCCACAGAUGCAGGGCCUUCAUUUAUACAUCUCUCACUUCUAUUCAGUCAUGCAUGAUGGGGAUCUGUGUAUUCCCUGGGACUGGAAGGGUUGAAACACACCAAACUCUAGUUGGACUUUAUUACUAUGCCUAUCAGGCUAGUGUGGUCACAAUAUUUUGAGGAUUUAGAGAUUUUGGCCUAGUGUAUAGGCAUUAUGAAUGCACUUUGGUUGUAAAAAUCUAGCACAUAGUGUUGUGCUUCUGAGGCAGUUGGCCCCAGUCAUGUGAUGUUAUAACUUAGCACAAAGUUUGUUUAUUUGCACUGCCAAGAGUAUGCAUUAGUCAUGAACAACACUUCAGGGUCAUAAUUUUUUUUAAGCAUCAUGUUUAAAUCAAAUUAUAGAUGGCUUUUUUUGCCUGAAAAUGAUCCGUUGCUAGUUACACCAUAUCUGAGAUUUAUAAUACUCAUGUUUUAUCAAUAAUCAUGUUUUGGUUGUUUAACAUGCAACUUUGGGUUGGUUCUGGUUUUCAGUGUGGUGCUGGAAUAAUUCUCAAUACUAGUGACUGCUUGGAGAUCAACACAUUUGCUUACUGUUAUACUAACUGCCAAAAUCUAAAAUGCACAGUCAAAAUUCAAUGUGUUUGGACAAAACAUUUUGUCUAAAUGCUGAGUAUAUCCACAUGUUCAGAAAUGGAAAAGUGUUCUCUAAAAAUCUAAGAAGGUGUUCAUAUAUUGUAUGUACAAUAUCAAUCCUAAAUGCUGUAAUAUUGUCUGUCUUGAAAUGUAGUGUGAAGUGUAUUCAUGUUGUGUGCUGCUAUUGAGUUUCAAAGGUUUAUACUGUGAUAUCUGUACGUACGAUGAAUAUCGAACUGUGUAACCACAAAAUUUAAACAAUGGUUCAAGUGUUACCCGUCACUAUUGUAUACAU